This is a messenger RNA of Panicum virgatum (switchgrass), 3014 nucleotides long. RefSeq names its product CBL-interacting protein kinase 19. Lineage: Eukaryota; Viridiplantae; Streptophyta; Magnoliopsida; Poales; Poaceae. Bases 470 to 1981 code for a protein of 503 amino acids. Gene Ontology annotation, biological process: protein phosphorylation; signal transduction. Gene Ontology annotation, molecular function: ATP binding; protein kinase activity. The record is from RefSeq and is a predicted model, not a curated record. The transcript has 4 exons.
ACGGUAGCGUAUCAAAUUACCAUCCUCGUGCCCAUAUCGGAGAACAUGCAGCGUAUUUCACGUUUGUGGAAAGGAAACAGGCUCAUCUAUUUCCCCCUUGUGAGUACUGUAACCCUUGCAAUGUAAUUAUAUGUAUAUAUAUAUUUAUAAAAUCAGUAACUUUUUUAUUUAUAUAUGCAAAUGUGAUGGUGCACUUGCAAGUACAACCUCUGCAGUUGUGCACACGCCGAAGUCCGUUCGACUCCAGCAGGCAGCAGGUCACGUCCAGCGCAUCGCCGCGCACAAGGGCGAACAGAAAAGAGAAACUAUUCGGGAGCCGUUGGCUGUCCCCCCUCCAUUGCCGGCCACCCAUCACCUUCCCCUCCCGCCCGCGCCCUCGCCCCCGCGUCCUCGCCACCGCCUAAUCGGCUGACCCGCCCGCCUUCCCACAUCCGCUCCCCCGCGCGCCCGGCCACGCUCCGCCACCCCGAUGGCCGCCACCCCGCCGUCGUCGCGGGACCCGUCGCCGCAGCCCCGGCGGCCGGCCUCCUCCGCGGGGGCCCCCAAGCGCGCGGGCCUCCUGCUCGGUCGCUACGAGCUGGGCCGCCUCCUCGGCCACGGCACCUUCGCCAAGGUCUACCACGCCCGCCACGCCGACACCGGCGAGGCCGUCGCCAUCAAGGUUCUCGACAAGGAGAAGGCCCUCCGCAACGGCCUCGUCCCGCACAUCAAGCGCGAGAUCGCCAUCCUCCGCCGCGUGCGCCACCCCAACAUCGUCCGCCUCUACGAGGUCAUGGCCACCAAGUCCAAGAUCUACUUCGUCAUGGAGUACGUCCGCGGCGGGGAGCUCUUCGCGCGCGUCGCCAAGGGCCGCCUCAAGGAGGACAUCGCGCGCAGGUACUUCCAGCAGCUCAUCUCCGCCGUCGGCUUCUGCCACGCCCGGGGCGUCUUCCACCGCGACCUCAAGCCCGAAAACCUCCUCGUCGACGAGCGCGGCGACCUCAAGGUCUCCGAUUUCGGACUCUCGGCCGUUGCCGACCAGUUCCACACCGACGGGCUUCUCCACACCUUCUGCGGCACGCCCUCCUACGUCGCGCCGGAGGUGCUCGCGCGCCGCGGCUACGACGGCGCCAAGGCGGACAUAUGGUCGUGCGGUGUCAUCCUGUUCGUGCUCAUGGCAGGCUACCUUCCGUUCCACGACCAGAACCUCAUGGCGAUGUAUCGCAAGAUUUACAGGGGGGAAUUCCGGUGCCCGAGGUGGUUCUCCAAGGAUCUUACCAGUCUCCUGAAUCGUGUGCUUGACACCAACCCAGAGACGAGGAUCACCGUGGCUGAGAUCAUGGAGAGCAGAUGGUUUCUGAAGGGGUUCCGACCGGUCAGGUUCUAUGUCGAGGAUGACCAGGUGCACAGUUUGGCAGACGAUGAGAAUGAGGUGCCGGACCUGGGGCCUAGUCAGCCUCCUCCUCAGCCACCGCCACCGCCACCGCAGCAAGAGGACGAAGGUGAUGACUCUGGGUGGGAAUCAGAUUCGUCAGUAGCAUCCUGCCCAGCCACAUUGUCAUCGGAGGAGAGAAGACGACCCCUUGGGUCUCUCACACGGCCAGUAAGUCUAAAUGCGUUUGAUAUCAUAUCAUUCUCAAGAGGAUUCAAUUUGUCGGGGUUGUUUGAGGAGCGUGGCAACGAAGUGAGGUUUGUCUCAGCACAACCCAUGCAAACGAUUGUAACAAAACUGGAGGAGAUUGCAAAGGUGAAGAGCUUUGUAGUUCGGCGGAAGGAUUGGCGGGUGAGCCUGGAAGGCACGAGGGAAAGUGAGAAGGGUCCAUUGACAAUUGCGGCCGAGGUAUUUGAGCUCACACCAAGCCUUGUGGUGGUGGAGGUGAAGAUGAAGGCAGGGGACAGGGAAGAGUAUGAGGACUUCUGUGAGAGGGAGUUGAAACCUGGGUUGCAGAACCUUGUGCACCAUACAGCCUCCGUUCCAGAUAUACCUUCUGAUACUGAGUAGCUUGUCAGGAUGGAUGGAUGGGUGCCUCAGCUUUAUUUUGGUGUGGAAGGGAAAUUGGUAACAUAAAGAUGACAGCUACAGGUCAAAGAUGCAUAUGGACACAAAAGUAAGUUUCCCAAAUGCUGUAAGAUUUUUAUUUAGUUUUUUGCAUGUUAUAUUUUGUUUCCCUAUCUAAGGGUUUUUGCAGGUUAUUUUUAACAUGAAGCUCCAUGUGCCAGAUCCAACCAGCUCAGUGGGAGGCUUCAUUCUUUUCCCUCAUUGAUUCAUUACAUUUUUUUGUAAUGCACCACCAAAGCCAGCUGUCACUUUAGGUACUCGGAGAGGCCUCGGAGCCUGCUGUCAUAGAGUAAAAGCACGAGCAAAUGCAUAAAACACAAGCAUGCGCAAAGUCAAGUGCAUAUGCCAGUACAAUAUCGAAGCUGUUUUGUUGCAGCCUGCUUUAUGCUGAUUUGAAUCAGACUUAACGUGUGGUAUUAUUUAUGUUCUCCAGGCUUGUAUUGGUUAAACAAACAGCAUCUCAGCUUGAAACUAACAGCGCCCGCUGGCUCAACGUGUCAUUAAAUCUGAACUAAGUUUGCUUCCUCCAGAAAUCUGCUGACAGAAACAUUCAUCAGCAGGUUUCUGAACUAUACUAUUUCAAGGUUCAUUGGUCACUUUUGUCGAGCAGUUGAGUCCACCCACAGCUGCUGUCGCAGUUUUCUUCCUGUUUGCUAUUAUCUGUGUAGAACUUUCAAAACCUUGAACGGUACCCACAGUGCUGCUGGCUGCUGCAAGGAAGAUAUUUUGGGCUGUAGGGACUUGUGUUCUUCCUGGGAAGGGCCUAGCAACCCUGUGGUCAAGCAAGGCCACAGCUGAUGAUCGAGAAUGGAGGAAAGGCGCAAGACUGUUGCUGUGUACAGGGUUUAGUAGAAAAUGCUCAACAUCUCUGCUUCGGCAAUUACCUGAUUUUUGGUAGUUUUGAAAUUUAGAUCAGUGCGAACAUUGGUCCAUUAUGCAACGAAAAUACGAAAUACCUUGUGGUGAUCAUCUAGUC